Molecule: messenger RNA, 2501 nt
Organism: Fragaria vesca subsp. vesca
Lineage: Eukaryota; Viridiplantae; Streptophyta; Magnoliopsida; Rosales; Rosaceae
Product: zinc finger CCCH domain-containing protein 27-like
Exons: 6
Coding region: 28-2229 (733 amino acids)
Molecular function (GO): metal ion binding
Source: RefSeq, a predicted model, not a curated record
CCAGCUGCCCGUUCGCCGCCGCCAAUAAUGUCUGACUCCGACGACGACCAAUCUCCGGCGCUUGCGCAACUCUCCGACGAAGACGAAGACCCCGAAGAAGUCGAGCAAGUUGACCAGGAACUCGAGGAACAGAGGGAUGAAGUUGACAUGGAUAUAUCAAAUUCGCCGAUUCAAGUUCAUCAUAGAGAUGAGAGACGAGAAGAUAUUAAGUAUGAGGGACUUGGCGGGCAAUGGGGACCAGGCUCUUCUACUUGGGGGAAAGCUGAAGCAAGGCCACCAUCUAACAUACUUGAUAUGGCAGAGAGUACGAGUAAUUUCAAUUUUGCGGGUACUUCAAAUGCGGCAUUGCGCUUGAAGCCUCAGAAAACUUUUGCUGGUGCUAGAAAUGAUGCUAGGAUUCUUUCAGGAAAGAAAACCUCUACACACCAUACCGAAUCACAAGAUCAUGUCAAGAAUGGUAUCAAUUCAAAAGAUGAGAUGCAACAAGUGGUUCAGUCCACGAACGAUGGAAAGCAAAUGGAAUCGAGGUUUUCCAGAUCAGCUGCUUCUGAGAGAGGGACACAUAUAAUGUCUCCUGAGACUAAUGAUCCAAACAAACGCCCAGCAAUUGUCUGCGACUUUUAUGCAAAAGGUUGGUGCAUUAGAGGUACUUCAUGUAGGUUCAUCCAUACAAAAGAUAGUCCAAACAAUAGUCAUCCACAACCUGAGGGAGAUGCUGCUGCUGCAAGUUGCAGUAAAGAAGUGAAGGUUGAUGAAGGUCUAAGAGUCAUUCCUGAGAGAUCAAGAUUGCCUGGUUUUCAUGACCCACUGGCUUCUUCCAGUGGAUAUAGUUUUCCACUUCCCUCGCAUCUAGGAGUCCCCGGACACCAUCAGCUUCAAUCAGUUCAAUAUGAGGAGCCAAAUGUGGGUGAUUCUGCUGAUGUGCAGAAAUUACACUUGCACAAAGAUGAUCUAGUAUUUCUCACCUCCUAUAAGGAUGUAGGGAAGGAUGAUCAGAUACGAAAUCGUCCUACUGAUAAAUACAAUAAUUCCCCUAAUAAAAAAGGCAGGUACUCUACAGGAAACACCUCUUCUCAUUCAAGCAGUAUGGAAGAUCUAGCUGGAGUUUGGAGACAGCGUGUGCACGGUGAUCAUACUUCACCUCUUGUGAGCCAUUCCUUGAAUACAGGUUCAAAUACUCUUAUAGCUACUGGAUUGUUCCCAAGUAGCCGUAUUUCAAAUUGGACCGGAUUUUCAUUGCCCGCAAGUUAUUCCAAUUUAGAUGCACAUCCUGUGGGUUCUAGAAAGCUCUUAGACAGCAAUAGGGAUUAUCAUGCUUAUACUAGACCAUCAGCCUUUCUGAAAAGUUCUGAACUGAAUACCGUUUCACAGCACUCUGCUGAACUUAAAACAAAAAUUUCUUCAAACAAUUGGGAGCCAUCUGUACCUUUCCGACCAUCUUGUAUUCUUCCCUCUGCUUUUCUAUCAUUUUCAGCACAGCAGUAUGACCCUCUUCGUAGUAGAAUUGAGUUACCGAAGUUAGCAAACAACUCCUUUGAAGCUUCUUUCUACUCUGAAGGGGCAACUGCUGGGAAAAGGCUGCAUCAGAAGGUACUUCCAGAAACUGUCGGUGGGACUCGGCCCCCAGCUUGCGAUGCUGAUACAAACUCUAUGUCUUCUCAUAAUACAUAUCAGGAGAAGGUAUUAGAUAACAGCUGCUACACACGUGACCCUACUUCACCUGUAACUGAAACAGAGACAGUGGGGAUUUCUGUUGUCUACCAAAAUGGAACCUUGACUAAAGACGAGAAUCCAAUGGGCCACUCUCAAGUCAAAGGUAGUACAAAUCCAAACAAAAUCAGUAUCUGUGGUGAUUCUAGACAUCAAAGUGAUGGUUCUUCUAGUCACCAAAGGGACAUAAAAGUAGAUAAAUUUAGAGAAAAUAAUGAAGUGGAAGGUGAACAUUUAACAGAUGGGGAUGUACAACAAGAGUCAAAAGAAAUGAAGCAAUUCCGGGGUGCUCUUAUAGAAUUAGUGAAAGAGUUGUUAAAACCAAAAUGGCGUGAAGGUAGUCUCAGCAAGGAUGCACACAACAAGAUAGUUAAGAAAGCCGUAGACAAGAUUCUUAGUGCUUUUCAGCCCCAACAAAUUCCACCUACUCUAGAAGCAGUUACACAAUACCUGUCUGCUUGCCGUCCAAAAAUAUCAAAGCUUGUUGAGGGAUAUAUUGAGAGAUAUGGCAAGUCCUGAGAUGUUAGGCCAAGUGCGUUUUCUUUUGCACAGUUUCAUACUCAUUUUACUAACUGGAGGUGAUGGACAGUUUGUUAAAGAUCCCAUAUUUUUUUCUUUUUGUUUAAACAUAUGUAGAAUUGAGUUAUUGUGGAAAGUUAGUUUUCUUAGAUGUAUUGCUGAUAGAUUAGCUCUGUUACUAUUCAUAUCAUCGAUCCUGUGGUUAAAUGUAGUUCUGACUAGUUGUGUGGUGUAACCAAAGUUAUGUAUUGUUUCUUUUUUAUGCAAGGAAG